CCCAUUUUGUCCCCUCUCCUUUCUCUCCUCACUCUUCACCUCUCCCCAGGUCGCCUUCUUAGAGGACUCCGCCGACGGAGAUGCUGCGGACCCCGCGGCCAGGGUCUGCUCCCCGGAGAACCCUCCGUCCACCUUUGCCCCCUCCCCGGGGGCGCGGGACGCAAGUUUCCGCUCCGUCCUUUCCCCAGUGACAGGACUUGGCUGUGGCCACGGCCAGGGAGGAGGGGGGAGGGACUGCCUGGCUCCCGAGCCCCCUCCCCUAAUCGCGAGCUCUGCGCGGUCUGUGUCUCUCUCGGCAAGUGCGGAGACGCGGAGGAGGAGGAGGAGGAGGAGGGAGUUGGGGGAGGAUCUCCAUUGAAAUAAACAACCAGGCAGCAGUUAUUAACACGGGAACAUGGCGGCCGCAGCCUCAGCCACAGCUUCGGCGGCGAAGGUCAGCGCCGACGGCAGCCGGCACCUGACGGCGUGACCGACCCGAGCCGAUUUCUCUUGGAUUUGGCUACAACUUUAUAGAUCUUCUGCACUGUGUACAGGCACAGGCGGUGGCUGCCAUCAGAGAUUUACAUCUCGGGAUAUGAUGAGUGAGAUUACCAAAGUGACAUUUUAUGGUGAUUGAUUUGCUCUUGGUGCACAGGUUGCUGAUAUGUGUUCAAGAUGAGUGGGAUGGGAGAAAAUACCUCUGACCCAUCCAGGGCAGAGACAAGAAAGCGUAAGGAAUGUCCUGACCAACUUGGACCCAGCCCCAAGAGGAGCACUGAGAAACGUAAUCGUGAACAGGAAAAUAAAUAUAUUGAAGAACUUGCAGAGCUGAUUUUUGCUAAUUUUAACGAUAUAGACAACUUUAACUUCAAACCUGACAAAUGUGCAAUCUUAAAAGAAACUGUGAAGCAAAUUCGUCAGAUCAAAGAACAAGAGAAAGCAGCAGCCGCCAACAUAGAUGAAGUGCAGAAGUCAGACGUGUCAUCUACCGGGCAGGGUGUCAUCGACAAGGAUGCACUAGGGCCUAUGAUGCUUGAGGCCCUUGAUGGGUUCUUCUUUGUAGUGAACCUGGAAGGCAACGUUGUGUUUGUUUCAGAGAAUGUGACACAGUACCUAAGGUAUAACCAGGAAGAGCUGAUGAACAAAAGCGUAUAUAGCAUCCUGCAUGUUGGGGACCACACUGAAUUCGUCAAAAACCUGCUGCCAAAGUCCAUAGUGAACGGGGGAGCUUGGUCUGGCGAACCUCCCAGGCGGAACAGCCAUACUUUCAAUUGUCGGAUGCUGGUAAAACCUUUACCUGAUUCAGAAGAGGAAGGUCAUGAAAACCAGGAAGCACAUCAGAAAUAUGAAACUAUGCAGUGCUUUGCUGUCUCUCAACCAAAGUCCAUCAAAGAAGAAGGAGAAGAUUUGCAGUCCUGCCUGAUUUGUGUGGCCAGAAGAGUCCCCAUGAAGGAGAGACCAGUUCUUCCCUCAUCAGAAAGUUUCACUACUCGCCAAGAUCUCCAAGGCAAGAUCACGUCCCUGGACACCAGCACCAUGCGGGCAGCCAUGAAGCCGGGCUGGGAGGACCUGGUGAGGAGGUGCAUCCAGAAGUUCCACGCGCAGCACGAAGGGGAGUCUGUGUCUUAUGCCAAGAGGCAUCACCAUGAAGUGCUGAGACAGGGAUUGGCAUUCAGUCAGAUCUAUCGUUUUUCCUUGUCCGACGGCACUCUCGUGGCUGCACAAACGAAGAGCAAGCUCAUCCGUUCUCAGACUACUAACGAACCUCAGCUUGUGAUAUCUUUACAUAUGCUGCACAGAGAGCAGAAUGUGUGUGUAAUGAAUCCGGAUCUGACUGGACAAGCGAUGGGGAAGCCAUUGAAUCCAAUUAGCUCUAGCAGCCCUGCCCAUCAGGCCAUGUGCAGUGGGAACCCAGGUCAGGACAUGACCCUAAGUAGCAAUAUAAAUUUCCCCAUGAACGGCCCGAAGGAACAAAUGGGCAUGCCCAUGGGCAGGUUUGGUGGUUCCGGGGGAAUGAACCACGUGUCGAGCAUGCAGGCAACCACUCCUCAGGGUAGUAACUAUGCACUCAAAAUGAACAGCCCCUCACAAAGCAGCCCGGGCCUGAAUCCAGGACAGCCCAGCUCCAUGCUCUCACCGAGGCAUCGCAUGAGCCCUGGGGUGGCCGGAAGCCCUCGAAUCCCCCCCAGUCAGUUUUCCCCCGCAGGAAACUUGCAUUCCCCCGUGGGAGUUUGCAGCAGCACAGGAAAUAGCCAUAGCUACACCAACAGUUCCCUCAACGCGCUGCAGGCCCUCAGCGAGGGGCACGGAGUCUCACUGGGGUCGUCGCUGGCUUCACCGGACCUCAAAAUGGGCAACUUGCAAAACUCCCCGGUGAAUAUGAAUCCUCCCCCGCUCAGCAAGAUGGGAAGCUUAGACUCCAAAGACUGUUUCGGACUUUACGGGGAGCCCUCGGAAGGUCCAGCCGGGCCAGCAGAGAGCAGCUGCCACCCGGGGGAGCAGAAAGAUGCCAGCGAGGCCGGCCUGCCCCAGGCCGGGAGCGGCGAGAGGCCUGACGGGCAGGGCAGACUGCAUGACGGCAAGGGGCAGACCAAACUCCUGCAGCUGCUAACCACCAAAUCCGACCAGAUGGAGCCUUCGCCCUUGCCUGGCGCUCUGUCGGACACCAACAAGGACUCCACAGGCAGCUUGCCUGGCUCUGGGUCGACGCACGGAACCUCGCUCAAGGAGAAGCAUAAGAUUUUGCACAGACUCCUGCAGGACAGCAGUUCCCCCGUGGACUUGGCGAAGCUGACAGCGGAAGCCACAGGCAAAGAGCUGAACCAGGAGGCCAGCAGCACAGCUCCUGGGUCCGAGGUGACUAUUAAGCAGGAGCCAGUGAGCCCCAAGAAGAAAGAGAAUGCACUGCUUCGCUACCUGCUCGAUAAGGAUGAUACUAAAGAUAUCGGUUUACCAGAAAUCACCCCCAAACUGGAGCGACUGGACAGUAAGACAGACCCUGCCAGUAACACGAAAUUAAUCACUAUGAAAACUGAGAAGGAGGAGAUGAGCUUUGAGCCCAGUGACCAGCCUGGCAGUGAGCUGGACAACUUGGAGGAGAUUUUGGAUGAUUUGCAGAAUAGUCAAUUACCACAGCUUUUCCCAGACACGAGGCCAGGCGCCCCUGCUGGAUCAGUUGACAAGCAAGCCAUCAUCAAUGACCUCAUGCAACUCACAGCCGAGAGCAGCCCUGUUACACCUGUUGGAGCCCAGAAAACAGCAUUGCGAAUUUCACAGAGCACUUUUAAUAACCCACGACCAGGGCAACUGGGCAGGUUAUUGCCAAACCAGAAUUUACCACUUGACAUCACAUUGCAAAGCCCAACUGGUGCUGGACCUUUCCCACCAAUCAGAAACAAUAGUCCCUACUCAGUGAUACCUCAGCCAGGAAUGAUGGGUAAUCAAGGGAUGAUAGGAAACCAAGGAAAUUUAGGGAACAGUAGCACAGGCAUGAUUGGUAGUAAUGCUGCCCGGCCCACCCUGCCAUCUGGGGAAUGGGCACCUCAGAGUUCUGCUGUGAGAGUCACCUGUGCUGCUACCACCAGUGCCAUGAACCGGCCGAUCCAAGGAGGUAUGAUUCGGAACCCAACAGCCAGCAUCCCCAUGAGACCCAACAGCCAGCCUGGCCAAAGACAGAUGCUUCAGCCUCAGGUCAUGAAUAUCGGGCCAUCUGAAUUAGAGAUGAACAUAGGGGGACCUCAGUAUAGCCAACAACAAGCGCCUCCAAAUCAGACCGCCCCCUGGCCUGAGAGCAUCCUGCCGAUAGAACAGGCACCGUUUGCCAGCCAGAACAGGCAGCCGUUUGGCAACUCUCCAGAUGACUUGCUGUGUCCACACCCUGCAGCGGAGUCUCCAAGUGACGAAGGCGCUCUCCUGGACCAGCUGUACUUGGCCUUGCGGAACUUCGAUGGCCUGGAGGAGAUCGACAGAGCUCUGGGGAUACCCGAGCUGGUCAGCCAGAGCCAAGCGGUGGAUCCAGAGCAGUUCCCAAGUCAGGAUUCCAACAUCCUGCUGGAGCAGAAGGCCCCUGUGUUCCCACAGCAGUAUGCAUCUCAGGCACAAAUGGCCCAAGGCAGCUACACUGCCAUGCAGGAUCCAAGCUUCCACACCAUGGGGCAGCGGCCGAGCUACGCCACGCUCCGUGUGCAGCCCAGACCCGGCCUCAGGCCCACGGGCCUGGCGCAGACCCAGCCCAACCAGCUGAGGCUUCAGCUGCAGCAUCGCCUCCAAGCACAGCAGAAUCGCCAGCCACUCAUGAAUCAAAUCAGCAAUGUUUCAAACGUGAACCUGACUCUGAGGCCUGGAGUACCCACACAGGCACCUAUUAACGCACAGAUGCUGGCCCAGAGACAGAGGGAAAUCCUGAACCAGCAUCUUCGACAGAGACAAAUGCAUCAGCAGCAGCAAGUUCAGCAGCGAGCUCUGAUGAUGAGAGGACAGGGGCUGAACAUGACGCCCAGCGUGGUGGCUCCUAGUGGUGUGCCGGCAACUAUGAGCAGCCCCCGGGUCCCCCAGGCAAAUGCACAGCAGUUUCCCUUCCCUCCGAGCUACGGAUUAAGUCAGCAGCCCGAUCCAGGCUUUGCUGGGGCCACCGCACCCCAAAGCCCUCUGAUGUCGCCCCGGCUGGCGCACACGCAGAGCCCCAUGCUGCAGCAGUCCCAGGCGAACCCAGCCUACCAGGCCUCCUCGGACAUGAACGGGUGGGCACAGGGGAGCAUGGGCGCAAACAGCAUGUUUUCGCAGCAGUCCCCUCCACACUUCGGACAGCAAGCAAACACCAGCAUGUACAAUAACAAUAUGAACAUCAAUGUAUCCAUGGCGACCAACACAGGUGGGAUGAGCAACAUGAACCAGAUGACUGGACAGAUCAGCAUGACCUCAGUGACCUCCGUGCCUACGUCAGGGCUGUCCUCCAUGGGUCCCGAGCAGGUUAACGAUCCUGCUCUCAGAGGAGGCAGCCUUUUCCCAAGCCAGCUGCCUGGAAUGGAUAUGAUUAAGCAGGAGGGAGACGCACCACGGAAAUACUGCUGACGCUGAAGGUAGCUGGCUGCUUCUUUCUUCAGCUGACUGGGCUCACUUGCUCAAGAUGCUCACCAGUCUGGAGAGCUGCGUCUAUUUGUUUUGACCCAACCGACCUGCCAUCCAGUCCCGCCAGAGCAAGAUGGGCAGACGGGCCUGGGCCCCGCUCCCCCGGUGGAGUCCCCUCGGCUGCUGCAGGAGGAGCUGCCUCUUGUGUUGAUAGACGGGCUGCAGCUCGCGUCCGGACAACUGUCAGUCUGUUCACUGCAUUCACCUUAGUGCAACUUAGAUCUCUCCUGCAAAGUAAAUGUUGACAGGCAGACUUCAUACCCGUGUCAGAUUGAAUGUAUCUAAAUGUAUGUAUUUAAGGAAAACACCCAUGCUCUCGUUCUGUUCCUGUCUGGUUCCAGACACUGGUUUCUUGCUUUGUUUUCCCUGGCUAACCAGUCCAGCCCAAAAGAGUAAGAUUUCUUCUGGGGGGAAGAAAAGAAUUUAAAAAUAUAUAUAUAUCAAACAACAGAUGUUUUAAGCUAAGCCUUCAUUUGGGAUAAAAGCAGGGGAGACACCAUGGACCGCGCCCUGUGUACAGAGAGACACCCAAGAAGUGAAGACCAAGAAAUCGUAGUUGUAUCUUUGUAGAAAGCUCUCAAGACCAUGUUGGAAAGCGUUUCCAGUUACUGAACAGAUGAAAAGGAGCCUGUGGGAGGGCUGUUAACAGUAACAAGUACUUUUUCCUCUUUUUUUUUUUUUUCUGAUUCAAACCAAACUAGUUCACCCAAAUCAUGACUCAAGAAGAAAUAGUUUUCAUUUCCAGAUUCGCUUAGAUCGAUCAGACAGCCUGAAUCAGCACCUCCUCUUGAAUCUGGCCCCACCUCUUCCCUUCCCCUCUGCCUUCCCCUGUUCUCCCCACUCUCAUGUCUUUUUUUUUUUUUUUUUAAAUAAAAGCAACAGAAACCAGGUAAGCCCUAUAUUGUUUCCUUACGUGUUUUGCCAGCCACUUACCAAUUGCUAACUCUUAAAUUUCAGAAAAAGGCAUUUACUGGCAAGGAGAGGAGCAAAGUUAGGACUUGAUACCCAUCAGACUUUGGACACCUGCUUUGAAAGCAUAUUCAUUCUCUUCCCCAGCAACACUGGUCCACCAAACAGGAGAAAAUAAUAGUGUGCUUAAAAUUGACAGCAGACAUCACGACAGAUUUCACCUCCACCAUGUGUUUUUUAUUUUGUUUUUUAGCAGUGCUGACUAAGCCGGAGUUUUGUAAGGUACAUAAAAUCCAAUUUAUAUGUAAACAAGCAAUAAUUUAAGUUGAGAACUUAAGUGUUUUAAUUGUAUAAUUUUUGUGAGGUAUACAUAUUGUGGAAUUGACUCCAAAAUGAGGUACUUCAGUAUUAAAAUUAGAUAUCUUCAUAGCAAUGUCUCCUAAAGGUGUUUUGUAAAGGCUGUCACGGCCUCGAUUAGACCUAAUUUGUAGACUUAAGACUUUUUAUUUUCUAAACCUUGUGAUUCUGCUCACAAGUCACUUAUCUAAUCUAUGUGAUAUGCAGCCGCUAUAGAAACCGAUUCUUGAUUUUUGUACGUUUAUAUUCUUUCGUAAUGAACCUUAGGAAGACUGCGCGUUACUAAGCAGGUGGGGGACAAUCUUCUCUUAAUUGGCAUCAGUUCCAGACAACUGUAAUACCAAGAAACUGGUGACCUUUUUUGAGCAAUUUCUCCCCAACCCCUAAUACACAUACUUUCUUACCUAAAUUUCAGAAUGAUGUCUUUUUGAUGUCUAAAAAGCAAACCAUUUUAUAUCUCAUUAGCCAGGCUUUUUAGGAACAGAGAGGUUUUUCCUUGAAAUUUGAGUCCUUAUUUGUGGCAGGGUGAAAAAUAUACAGACUACCCCUAUUUAUACGGAUGUCUCUCUCUAUAUGUACAGAUUGUGGGAGUAUAGAAAGAGAUAUAGCCCAAGGAUGAAUGGUAAGCAGUCUGAAAGUGUGGCCCCAUACUAAAGAAACUUUCGGAAAAUUUGCAUUUCGCUACUUUUUUCCACUUGAGGGGGUCUCACUACAGGGAGGUGGCCGAGGGACAGCACUUCUUGGGGCCACCAGUUCACACGUCCCUCUUGAAAGGCUCUGCUUUUCUCAACCGAACCAUUGGGUCGCCCAACUGUGACAGAAAAACACGGGCAGAUGUUGGCCCUGAACUCCGUGUCCUCACCGGCACCACAAGGCUUAUGUCAUACACAGUGUAACGUGACCAGUUCCAAGUCGAUCUUUAGAAACGCGUGAAUUAGAAUGACUUUAACUUCACACAGCACAGAAGAGAAAUGGAGUUUAAGCUGGAUUUGUUUGUUUUAAGUCCCUUUUCACUAGAACACUGUCCAAAAAUACCGGUGUACCUUUUCUUGUUUAUUCCUCCGCCCACUGUGUUCUACUGUCGGUCCCCAUUCAGACAAAUCUGCAAACCUGUGAUACUGGUAAUUUGGAAUAAUUCAUGAUCGUUACCGUUUUGAAGGAAAAGAGAUGAUCAGUUCUCCUACGGCUCAGAUCAGGUCGUGGAUUUACACCUAAUUAAGAGAAGAAAAGUCAGUGAAGGAAUCCUCUUAUCACAUUGAUCAUGAUAGAAGCAAAAGCCAAAUCAAUCCCUCCAUGAUCAGUAUUUCUCAUGCUGUAUACAAUAAACUUGUUAGACUGAGUACUUGGUUUUCGUUUAAUAGAACAAAUAAUCAGUGUUUUACUUAUAUUACUAAAUGUGAAAAACACAUAAUGUGAAAAGUAUACAUACAUACAUACAUACAUUAACUUGGUUGUGAAACUCAUCUACGUGUUCAUGUGAUGUGGUAAGUUGAAAAAGUGAAGUGAGCUGUUUUCCUGCAAUGAAUUCGUUGAACUCGAAGAAGAAAAUGCCCCCUCCCACAUGUAUCUCUUACGGCCUGUAACAAUUGAAAGCAAUGUUUUUGCAGUUUAUAUAAUGCAGUUUUUAAUGUGUUUAAAAACGGAGUUCCUAUGGGCUUAACACCUGAAAUGGGUGGCACAGAUCCCCUUGCAGAACCCAAAGAUACACAAUCAAUUUUGAAAUGCAACUUAAGCCAUUAAUUGUUGGUGUGAAUUUAAAAUUUUCUAGUAUUUGUAUGGUAGUAUGCUGCCUAAGAGCAAAGCAUUCUCUGCACAAAAGAAAAUUACUGUAGUGGCUUCGAUUUUAAUUAGAAUUUUCUCCCUGGUGUUUCUUUAUAGACUAAAACGAAAUCUUUUAAGUUUCUUACUACAGGUAAAAGCUAUGUGCAAGAACCUCAAAAUGCUAAAAUCUAGCAUAAUGCCUUAGAUCUGUUUUUAAGUCUUGUAUAUUCCUACAUAGCUGUCCGAUGUAUUAUAUUUGUAUAGUGAACUGUGUACAAUUUUUUGAAUAAGUGCAUCAUCACUUAACCUUUAUGUUGUCGAAUGGUGAUGAUGAUACAUUUCUUCAAACAUUUAACUGUCUUUUUUUUUUCUUAUGCCAUUUGUGGGUUUUAUUUGUACAGUUCCUCAUGAAGUUGCAUCUGAGAUGUGUGUAUAUGAAAAGAUUAUACAAGGGUAAAAUUAAGCAAUAUAUUAACUAUGGUUCUUCAGGAGAAAGCUUACAGUGUUUCAGGUUGUGAUUUAUUUUCAAAAUGGAGUUGACUCCAAACAUCACUUUGUUCACCUGCAUUGAUGUUUGUAUUUCUAGUGUGAGCAGUUUAUGCAAAAGGUAGAUAUAUUCAGAGAAAUUUUAAAUACAUUUAUGCAAGUUAAUAUUGCUUUGCUGAUGCUAUUUGCUUAUUUGAUGUUAAAUAAUGCUAUUGUAAAUAAAGAAUUCUGUUGUUAUUGCAUCAUUUAAUAAAUUUUAAUGCCUUCGGGUUUUACAUGGCUUUGGA
Molecule: messenger RNA, 8906 nt
Organism: Globicephala melas (long-finned pilot whale)
Lineage: Eukaryota; Metazoa; Chordata; Mammalia; Artiodactyla; Delphinidae
Gene: NCOA2
Product: nuclear receptor coactivator 2
Biological process (GO): cellular response to hormone stimulus; positive regulation of transcription by RNA polymerase II
Cellular component (GO): nucleus
Molecular function (GO): nuclear receptor binding; protein dimerization activity
Source: RefSeq, a predicted model, not a curated record